CAUCAGUUUUGAGUUUUUUUGUAAAGGAGUUACAAAGUAUUCCGUUCUGUGUGAGAAAAAUGUGGAUCUUCGUUUUACUUGGUGGACUCUUCUUGCCAUUCGUGCUGGGACAAGGCUGCAAUUAUGAUCUGCAAGUUGGUACAACUGUUGUUAACAUCUCUUCUGGACUAGAUCCACAGUGCACGUGGACUGCCACGGCAUUUGAAGACUAUCGCCUCAAGCUAACUUGCGAUGUGAAACUUCCUGGUGGAAUAAACAUUGGAAUUGGGAAUUGUCUCUUGAAUUUCUUAACAAUCUCCGCGUCGGGAAAUCCAAGCUCCUCUGAUGGGACAAAAUACUGCAAUAGCGGAUCAUUCUCCGUACUCUCUGAUCUCAAUAAGAUCAGUCUUCAACUUUCAUCAUCACUCCUGGCCAAUAAUAUCCUUGGAAUCUCAUUUUCCUGCUCACUUCAGGCUGUUUUCAAUCCGUGCAGCUGUGGACACAGAGGGGUUCAAUCCCGUAUUGUGGGUGGAGAAGAAGCCGGUAUUAACGAUUUUCCUGCAGUAGCUGCUCUUGUAGAUGUCCGUUAUAAGGCAGCAUUCUGCGGUGCAACUUUAAUAUCCAGCUGGAGGGCUCUAACAGCUCAAUCUUGUGUUAUUAAUCGACCUACGACCAACAUAGUUCUGGUAGUUGCAGAGCAUGACCUUAGUAAGAGAUCUCAAUACAGUAAGCUGUACAGCAUUCAAUCUGCUGCUUGCUUCUAUGAAAACUGCAAUACACACCCAAAUAUUGAAUACGGGGACAUUGCUGUGGUGAAGACAGCGGAGGAAAUUCAAAUGAAUCCAGCAGUUAGAGUCAUCUGUUUACCAUACAAGUACAGAGAUGACACCCUAGCUGGGAGUGUUGUGGAAAUAGCCGGAUGGGGAGCGGAGGUCUAUGGAGAUCCGAAUUCAUUGGUAUUGCGAAAGACACAGUUGAAUGUAAUAAGCCCUGAUGAAUGCAAGCAACAGUAUCCCAGCUUCACAUCAAAUAACAUCUGUGCCUACAAAGAGGGAGCUAGCGCUUGUACGAUUGAUACAGGAGGUAGUCUUAUGUACACAGGACCGGGCACUAAUCGCCUCUACACUGUGGGUGUCAUACAACCUUCGAGGUGUUCGGAUGACGAUACCCUCAAUACACGUGUUGGGGCUGUUAUCGAUUGGAUCGUCAACAGUUCCCCUGAAAGUAGCUACUGUAACAUUUAGAAAGGAUUGGUCUCACUACAAAGUCCACCAACUAAAUAUUUGAUGAUUAUGGGUUGCUUUCUUCCUAGAUGUUGCUUAAUAAAGUGAAGAAAUAGCAAGAAAAAAAA
Lutzomyia longipalpis is the source of this 1330-nucleotide messenger RNA. Its product is annotated as venom serine protease-like. The record is from RefSeq and is a predicted model, not a curated record. The transcript has 4 exons. Bases 60 to 1223 code for a protein of 387 amino acids. Gene Ontology annotation, molecular function: serine-type endopeptidase activity. Gene Ontology annotation, biological process: proteolysis. NCBI's taxonomy places the organism in Eukaryota, Metazoa, Arthropoda, Insecta, Diptera, Psychodidae.